UGGAGCGCACCGUGGUGAAGUGGGUGUGGCCUGACCAGGAGCAUCAGAAGUCCAAUCCGAUUGAGUGAGCGCUGUCCCUCCCUCCCCAUGAUUGGUUAGCUCUCAGUGUUGUGGGGCGGGAAAAGGAAGAGACAGGGGCCGUGGAGAGGUGGGGUGGCGAGGAAAGAGAACCAGUCUGGUUCUGCGCAAGCGCAAGUGAGCGACCAGGAGGGGGCGUGAGAGAGUGAAGAGGAGUGUGGAAGCCCUGAUGCGCCGGCCAGCGCGAGCUGGGUCGCCAGCCUUGACGCCUGCGCCUUGGCCCUCGGGGCCCGCGCGCGGCGGGCGGGUGCCCGGUGCGCCUGCGCAGUAGGCGGCGGCGGCAGGGGGAGGUGGAGGCCGUGGAGCGGCAGCGGCAGCAGCGGGUCCCGGGACUGAGGCAGCAGCGGGGGCAGCGGCGGGCGGAAGCUGAGGUGACGAAGGCAGCGGCGGCGGCGGCGGCCGUUUCCCUCACGGUGGCGGAGACCAAGGCGGCGGCGGCGGACGGGGAGCGGCCCGGCCCCGGCCCCCUGCUCGUUGGCUGUGGCAGGGCCGCCGUGGGGCCGGCCCGGCUCCCGCCCCCCGCGGCUCCCCCUCCGGCUCCUCCUCCGGGGAGACGCCGGGGACCUGGCCCGGCCCGUACUCAGAGCGCUGCUGCAGCCGCCGCCGGGGGAGUCGGAGGCGGUGGCGGCGCCAUGGGCGGCCUGGCCUCUGGGGGGGAUGUGGAGCCGGGACUGCCGGUCGAGGUGCGCGGCUCCAACGGGGCCUUCUACAAGGGCUUUGUGAAGGAUGUCCAUGAAGACUCUGUCACCAUCUUCUUUGAAAACAACUGGCAGAGUGAGAGACAAAUUCCUUUUGGGGAUGUCCGGCUACCACCUCCAGCUGACUAUAAUAAGGAGAUCACAGAAGGGGAUGAAGUGGAGGUUUAUUCUCGAGCCAAUGAGCAAGAACCUUGUGGCUGGUGGCUGGCCCGGGUGCGGAUGAUGAAGGGAGAUUUCUAUGUCAUUGAAUAUGCUGCCUGUGAUGCCACUUACAAUGAGAUUGUCACCCUGGAACGGCUUCGGCCAGUUAAUCCCAAUCCCCUUGCAACCAAAGGCAGCUUCUUCAAGGUUACCAUGGCUGUGCCUGAGGAUCUGAGAGAGGCCUGCUCCAAUGAAAACGUCCAUAAAGAGUUCAAGAAAGCAUUGGGAGCAAACUGCAUCUUUCUCAACAUCACAAAUAGUGAGCUCUUCAUUCUGUCAACCACAGAAGCCCCUGUGAAGCGAGCAUCCCUGCUGGGUGAUAUGCAUUUCCGAAGCCUGCGCACCAAACUGCUACUCAUGUCCCGCAAUGAAGAAGCUACCAAGCACCUCGAGACAAGUAAGCAGCUGGCGGCAGCUUUCCAAGAGGAGUUCACAGUGCGAGAGGACCUGAUGGGACUAGCAAUUGGGACUCAUGGUGCCAACAUCCAGCAGGCCCGAAAAGUACCUGGGGUGACUGCCAUCGAAUUGGGUGAAGAGACCUGCACUUUCCGCAUCUAUGGGGAGACUCCCGAGGCGUGCCGACAGGCCCGGAGCUACCUUGAGUUUUCUGAGGACUCCGUGCAAGUGCCCAGGAACCUGGUUGGCAAAGUGAUUGGAAAGAACGGGAAAGUGAUCCAGGAGAUUGUGGAUAAAUCUGGUGUGGUGAGGGUUCGAGUAGAAGGUGAUAAUGACAAGAAGAACCCCAGGGAGGAGGGAAUGGUUCCCUUCAUAUUUGUUGGCACCCGAGAGAAUAUCAGCAAUGCUCAGGCUCUGCUGGAAUAUCACCUCUCCUACCUGCAGGAGGUGGAGCAGCUUCGCUUGGAGAGGUUGCAAAUUGAUGAACAGCUUCGGCAGAUUGGGCUGGGCUUUCGCCCUCCUGGGAGUGGGCGGGGCAGCGGUGGCAGUGACAAGGCUGGAUACACCACUGAUGAGAGCUCCUCCUCCUCCCUCCACACCACACGAACCUAUGGGGGCAGCUAUGGGGGCCGGGGCCGGGGCCGGAGGACAGGCGGUCCUGCCUGUGGCCCCAUCUCAGACCUAUCCACGGCUUCUGAGACUGAGUCAGAGAAGAGGGAGGAGCCCAACCGAGCUGGGCCUGGUGACCGGGAUCCCCCGACCCGGGGGGAAGAAAGUCGGAGGCAGCCGAUUGGGGGCCGGGGUAGGGGACCCCCACCUGCCCCCCGGCCCACCUCAAGAUACAACUCUUCAUCAAUUAGCUCAGUGCUGAAGGACCCAGACAGUAAUCCCUACAGCCUACUGGACACAUCCGAACCAGAGCCCCCAGUUGAUUCAGAGCCUGGGGAACCCCCCCCAGCAAGUGCCAGGCGCCGCCGCUCCCGCCGCCGUCGCACUGAUGAAGAUAGGACUGUCAUGGAUGGAGGCCUGGAAUCUGACGGGCCCAGCAUGACAGAGAAUGGCCUGGAAGAUGAGUCAAGACCCCAGCGUCGUAAUCGGAGCCGCCGCCGCCGUAACCGUGGUAACCGGACUGAUGGUUCGAUCAGUGGAGACCGUCAGCCAGUGACUGUGGCUGACUAUAUCUCCCGAGCAAAGUCUCAGAGCCGCCAGCGGCCACCCCUGGAACGCACUAAACCUUCAGAGGAUUCUCUUUCAGGACAGAAGGGUGACUCUGUCAGCAAGCUUCCUAAGGGCCCCUCAGAGAAUGGGGAGCUCUCUGCCCCCCUGGAGUUGGGUAGUUUGGUGAAUGGGGUUUCGUAAACCCUCCAGCCCGCAUCCCUCCCUUCUCCAUCUCGCUUGCUGCCCAACACCAUGGCCCUCACAGGCCCAACUGACCUGCGCUGGAGCUGCUCUUAUCUAGGGGGGCGGGGGGUGGCACAGCAGCUUGGGUCCCCCCCAGCCUCCAGGAGCUAGUGGAGGGGUGUGUAACAGGGUCAUACCCCCCUCCCUCUUGUCCACCCUACCCCCAGGGUGAGGGGAGCCUCUCUCCUUCCCCAUCAGACUGGAUGUGCCUUUAUCCUCUAAUGCCCCAAUCUCUCUCUGAACACCCCCAUUCUCCGCCUGUUGGUGCGGGGUGCUCCUUGACCCACCCAGAUUGGACAGUUCAGGGGGGCUCCCCUGCUAUCCCUCCUCCCGUCCUGUACCCCCCAUUUCUGGGGCCUCAUCACUGUGGAAGACGGGGAUAGUAAGGGUAUAAGUGGGUGGGAGGCAUGGGGAAGGUUUUGGAGUAGAACCAGGGGUGUGUAUGAAGGGGGGUGACAAGGUCCCCCAGGGGAGGGAGGACCAACCUUUGGUGGAUGAGAAGGCGUAUUUAUUUUUCACUGUACAGUAUUUAAAAAGAGAAUAAAAAAAUCCAAAUGGU
Balaenoptera musculus (blue whale) is the source of this 3333-nucleotide messenger RNA. RefSeq names its product FMR1 autosomal homolog 2 (gene FXR2). Gene Ontology annotation, cellular component: neuronal cell body; dendritic filopodium; neuronal ribonucleoprotein granule. Bases 711 to 2732 code for a protein of 673 amino acids. Gene Ontology annotation, molecular function: translation regulator activity; mRNA 3'-UTR binding; protein homodimerization activity. Lineage: Eukaryota; Metazoa; Chordata; Mammalia; Artiodactyla; Balaenopteridae. The record is from RefSeq and is a predicted model, not a curated record. Gene Ontology annotation, biological process: regulation of modification of synaptic structure; central nervous system development; anterograde axonal transport. The transcript has 17 exons.